Molecule: messenger RNA, 1217 nt
Organism: Daucus carota subsp. sativus
Lineage: Eukaryota; Viridiplantae; Streptophyta; Magnoliopsida; Apiales; Apiaceae
Product: putative HVA22-like protein g
Exons: 7
Coding region: 363-983 (206 amino acids)
Source: RefSeq, a predicted model, not a curated record
UAAAUCCAUUUCAUUUAAUUACGUGUAAAAUACAGAAGAGGCGUCCAUGUCAAGAAAUCUCUCUCCCUCUCUCUCCCUCACUCUCUCCCAUCUCUCUCUCGUCUCUCUCUUUUACGCUUUGAUCUCUAUCCAUAGCACACAACUAAUAAACAUCCAAUAUUCUUACGUAUACAUUUAUGUAACAUGUUUAUCUUUACAGAAUUAGAUAGCAGAGGAGAAGAGUUGGUAAUAGUUUCCAGAAAUCUAAUGUGCAUUAAUUAACAACUUUCUUCCUAUCAUUCUAGUGUUUUUUAAUUCCUUUCCCCAAACACCUAAAAUCAAGAACUCUUCUCUUGCGCCCAAGCUAGCUGCUAUCAGCAAAGAUGUGGGCAGAUCUCAUCACCAAAGCUCUAAUGAUGGUCCUUGGUUAUGCCUAUCCUGCUUUUGUGUGUUUUAAAACGGUUGAGAACCACAGAGUCAAGAUCGAAGAACUACGGUUUUGGUGCCAGUAUUGGAUAAUUGUUGCACUAAUGACAGUUUUUGAGAGGAUUGGUGAUAUAUUUGUUUCAUGGGUGCCAAUGUAUGCUGAGAUGAAGCUAGCUCUAUUCCUCUACUUGUGGUAUCCAAAAACAAAGGGCACAGGAUAUAUCUAUGAGACAUUAUUGCGUCCAUUUGUUAUAAAGCACGAGACAGACAUUGACAAGAAUUUACAGGAGUUAAGAACAAGGACGUGGGAUUUGGCUAUAUACUAUUACCAUAACUGUACCGAGCUGGGGCAAACAAAGUUUUUCCAAGUUAUAGAGUACUUGGCUUCUCAAUCAAAAAAGAUCGACAAAGCUAGUUCAGAGAAGGGGAUGAUUAAAAGCUCUAAAGAAAAUCCACCACCUCGUCCAAACACAAUAUUUUCAUUCAAUCGGAUCUCAAAGAGGCCAUCACAGAAGCACUUGCAGAUACCAUCUGAUGCACCUGUGUACAAUGCCAGAGUCAUGGCAUCAAAGCACUAAUGUGGGUAUUAAAGUACAAGCUUACUUCAAGAAAUUAAACAGUUGAUCAACAUAUUUAGUUUUAAACACAUCAACAAUACUGGUUCCUGAGAACCUCAGAUUUAGGUCCAGAUCACCAUGUACAUGAGCCAGAUUUAGAAAUAGAUGCACUAAAUAUUCUCAAUUAGUGAUUUACAAGAUUGUACUGAUGAUUUUUUUUUAUUUUUUUUAUAAAGAUCUGUACAUUGUAUUCAA